Messenger RNA from Symbiodinium pilosum, 375 nucleotides. NCBI's taxonomy places the organism in Eukaryota, Dinophyceae, Suessiales, Symbiodiniaceae. The record is from the annotation of a GenBank genome assembly.
AUGGCGGCGCAGAGACAGGAGCAGAUUUUGAAGGAGCAGAAGGCUGAGGCAGAGGCAUUGGUCCACUACUACGGUACAACACUCGAAGAAAUGUCGGAAACUUUCCGCUCGCACUCCUGGAAAUCAGCAACUGCACCACCCUACAACAAGGCCACGCCCACCAAGACCCUGCCUCCAGUUAUGAAGCCUCCACAGCGCGUGUUCUCGUCUUUCGCCCCAUCUCUGGUGGGAGCUGCAGGCCUCGGCCAAGGGCCUGGUAACUUUUGCCACGGCACCAUCGGAGGAGCUGCAGACCAGCGCACGGAGCAGCGGGACAGGGAGGACAGCGUGUCUGUCUCCACUUUGCCGCCGUCUCGAGGAUCAAAGGCGGAGUGA